AUGGUAACAACAACUGCGAAUCGCUUGCCGAAUGAUGGCGCGGAGAAUGAGAAUCAGAACAUCAAGGUGAUGCGCCUAGGGUCAUUCGUCGACCUCGACUGUAUCAUCUCGAUUGGAUGCGCUGGUGCCAUCUUGGGAGAAGUUCUUCGCAUGCGCAGUGCCCAGCAGAUACCUGAGGUGCCAGAGAGGGCUCCCAUCGCCGUACUGCAGAUGUUUGUGCUUUCAGACUUCAUGCUCAUCACCAAAGAUACCCUAUCCUCCCUCCAGGUCUUUCAAUCAGAAAUCCACCCGAGCACCCUCGUAUCUGGCGCAGCAACUUCCGGGUCAGGGUCAAAGGAGAGCCUGUCUGUGUACGGCUUAUUUCGUCCUCUUGCUGGUACACCUCAGGGAAGAACAAAGCUCCAGCAGAUUUUUGUGCGCCCUUUGGUCAGUCUUCAAAUAAUCAACGAGAGACACAGGACUAUAGAAGUUCUUCUCCGAGCGGAUAAUACUGAGGCCCUUGAGAACCUGUCCCGUGCCCUGCAGGAAAUCAAAGAUGUACGAAAACCUUUAGAACAACUACAGAAAGGUGCAGAUGCCCAAACUGGUACGGCUAUAGACCGUGGAGUUUGGUGGUCCCUCGCUCGAUUUUCAGUCAGGCUGCUCAGGCUUAGGGAUAUCGUGUUUGAGCUGCAGCAUGCUGACAAUCUUACCGCAGUGAAAAAGGUCAUCGACACAAUCCCUGUUGGUGUAAUGAAAGAUGUUGGGGCGAGGAUUGAGUCCAUUAUCGACUUUGACGAGGCGAAGGCCAGCUCGCGUAUUGCAGUGAAGCCAAACGUCAGCCGGGAAUUGGACGAUCUGAAACGAAAAUACCACGCUCUUGAUUCUUUCCUCAACGAAGUUCGAAGUUCCAUGUAUCAAACGCUGCCGGACUGGGCUUGCCCACACGUUACUGGCUGCGUGUUUUGGCCUCAGUUGGGCUUUUUUACUAUUGUCUCCUUGAGCCCCAACGGAGCCCCUGCUUACAAAGGGCAAGGGUCCGACGACGAAGACUGGGAGGUUGUGUUCAUCACUGGUGGUAACGCCUACUGCAAGAACUGUCGAAUGGUCGAACUAGACGCUCAAUGGGGCGACCCGUACUCUGAUAUCGUCGAUUUAGAGAUUCAGAUUCUUCAUGCUCUUUCCUGCGAUGUUCUUCAGCAUUCGCUGGCCCUCAGCCGUGCUGCCGAUGCCUGCGGUGAUCUUGACUGCCUGGUGGCUCUUGCGCGCGGCGCGCAAAAGUACGGCUGGACAGCUCCCACGAUGACCGAAGAAAAUAUCAUAGCCAUUAAGGGAGGCCGUCAUCCUCUUCAAGAACUGGCUGUGCCUUCAUUCAUUGCCAACGACUGCAGCCUAGAGGGAGGCUCUAUUGACUCAGUGCACCAUCCUGAGACGACAGCGCUCAUCGUGACCGGCCCAAAUCACUCGGGCAAGAGCGUAUACAUCAAGCAAGUUGCUCUCAUUGUGUAUCUCGCUCAUCUGGGAAGUUUUGUCCCCGCCGACCUGGCUACGAUAGGAAUCACUGAUCAGAUACUCACGCGUAUUUCGACCAAGGAGAGCGUGUCUCAGAAUGAAAGUGCUUUCGGGAUAGACCUGAGGCAGGCAGCGUUUUUAGUUCGGCACAGCACACGCAGAAGUCUCGUGUUGAUAGACGAGUUCGGAAAGGGCACAUCUGCGGACGAUGGGGCUGGUCUCAUGGCUGGUCUCAUCGACCACUUCACCACACUUGGCCCCGAAGCGCCAAGGACUCUUAUCGCGACUCACUGCCAUGAGAUAUUCGAGGGCGAUUACCUUCUGGAACGGCCAGGUCUAUCCCUUGCACAUAUGAAUGUGCGUCUCGACCUGGCGGCUGCGAUGGAAGACCAAGUUGUGUUUCUUCUUCGGAGUAGGUUCCGUGAUCUCGACGCGAGAGACGUCUAUGACGAGGCUGUGAGGGAGGCCCAGAGCGACAACGCCCGUAACUUCGUCGUCGAAUUCAAUUUUCAAGAAGCACACGUCGCCUUCGAUCUGAACGCCGAUGAGUUUGGUAUUCUUCUCGACCAAAAGCCACCCGAAGGCAUCGUGCGCUGGAUCAAUAUUUGGUCACCGAGCACUCAACGCCCAUCUGUCGAACGCAUCGGUACCCAUUAUGGAUUUUCGCACAGACUCCAAGCGCUCAUGACAUCUCCUGCGAAGCGUUCUCCGGGGAAGUUCAGGCCGGCGCAGACGUUUGACCCCAGCGAUAUUGAAGUUGGACUUGCUCCCAGCGAGACCAAGGCUCUUUCACCUUCGGAAGUCCCGCCACAGGCUCUCGAAGACGUCGAGGUCUACCAGCUAGUGAAGGAAACAAUGAACUAUACAUCCAUUGACUAUGGAAGACAGUUUCUCUGUAUCGGUGCCAACUGGCUACAUCGCCGCCCGGCCGUAGGCAAGCCGGGGCACAAGAAGACUCUACUACCGCCAAAACACUGGUCAUGGCUCACCCUGUGUUCCGACUCCGUCGUGCUAUCGUUGCACGAAGCGCCGCCAUACGAGCAGCCCGACAGCACCGAAUGGGUUCUGAAAUACUUGGACGAGCUGAACGCUCUGUCUAGUACGUACUUCAAUCUUACUGCGCAAAAGGAUUCACAGGCCACCGCUCGCCUCAGCAGGAGCGCCACUCUGCUUGCGAAACUGAGCGUUUUCUUUCUCCCAAUCAGCUUCAUGACCAGCUACUUUUCCGUCGAGAUACCCGACCUUGUGGAACACUACACGCCCAAGAUGUACUGGAUCUGCUUCGCUGUGAUUGCGGGCAUCUCCUUUCUAAGCUUGUUCUUCUUCAGCCGACUGCUGGAGCUUCUGAUCGACGUGUUGGAAGGCUGGUCCGACUCAGUCUGGAAGAGGUUCUUCGACAAGCGGGACGAGAGAGACGACCACUGA
Colletotrichum karsti is the source of this 2916-nucleotide messenger RNA. Its product is annotated as DNA mismatch repair protein. NCBI's taxonomy places the organism in Eukaryota, Fungi, Ascomycota, Sordariomycetes, Glomerellales, Glomerellaceae. The coding region runs from base 1 to 2916 and encodes 971 amino acids. Gene Ontology annotation, biological process: chiasma assembly; mismatch repair; transmembrane transport. Gene Ontology annotation, cellular component: membrane; nucleus. Gene Ontology annotation, molecular function: ATP-dependent DNA damage sensor activity; mismatched DNA binding; ATP binding. The transcript is spliced from 9 exons. The record is from RefSeq and is a predicted model, not a curated record.